GGCAGUUAGUUUUACACCGUGGUCCCAUGCGCAUGUUAAAAAGUUUGUGGCGCAUGCGCGUUCGCUGUGGCGCGAAACGCGGGAAAGUUUGACAGUUGGAGUAACAAUUUGCAUUUGGUGCUUUUUGGUUUUGUUGCAGUGAAUUUGUGUUUUAAUUGUUCGCGUUUAGUGAUGAUGAUUUACUGAUUGUCAUAAACGGAUUAUUAACGAGUUUGUAAUCAUGAAGAAGAUCGAUCCGAAACGAGUGAUCAGCGGAUUGUUCCCGAUCGUUCAUUGGUCUCGGAGCUACGACGCGCGGACAGCCAUUGGGGACCUAAUUGCCGGUAUCACAGUGGCACUGACAUUGAUUCCUCAAUCUAUUGCUUACGCUUCGCUGGCCGGGUUCGAGCCACAGUAUGGACUUUACGCAUCUCUCACCGGUGGUGUUAUCUAUGCAGUACUCGGGACGUGCCCCCAAAUCAACAUUGGUCCAACUGCUCUCUUGUCACUACUUACCUUCACAUAUACAAGUGGCACUAAUCCGGACUUCGCUGUCUUGCUAUGUUUCAUAGCAGGCAUCGUUCAAUUGAUCGCUGGUGUUUGUCAGCUAGGUUUCCUUGUGGAGUUUGUCUCCUUACCUGUGGUAUCAGGUUUCACAUCAGCGGCUGCCAUAACUAUUGCAUCCUCACAGAUCAAAGGAAUUCUGGGUCUGAAAUUUAGUGCGGAGACUUUCGUGGGCACCUGGAGAGGUGUGUUUCGACAUAUCCAGGACACCAGACUGUCGGACACAUUACUGAGCUUAGCAUGCUGCAUAGUGUUACUUGGGAUGAAGGCAUUGAAAGACAUUCAUAUCAAAGCCGCCCAAGACGAGAAGGGUAAUCGGACUGCAGUUAUUCUUCAAAGGACACUUUGGUUCGCUGGAGUUGGCAGGAACGCGGUAGUGGUGGUCGUGGCCGCUGUACUCGCAUUCUUCGUACAUCAAGACAAAAAUGAACCAUUAAUAUUAACUGGUAACAUAACGCCUGGUUUGCCGACGCCUGAAGCGCCACCAUUUUCAUCUAACGUUGGUAAUACGACUCUCACAGCGGGGGAUAUGUUCUCUCGUCUCGGCUCUGGUUUGUUGGUUGUGCCUAUUGUCGGGAUAAUUUCUAAUGUCGCCAUUGCCAAAGCUUUCGCCAGAGGUAGAACAUUGGAUGCGACUCAAGAGAUCGUGGCUUUAGGCGUCUGCAAUGUGAUGGGAGCUUUCUUCCGUUCAUUUCCAGUGAACGGUUCGUUCACCAGAAGUGCUGUGAGUGACGCUUCGGGUGUUAAAACACCCGCAGCCGGAUUUUACACCAGUAUAAUUGUAUUAUUGACAUUGGUGCUCUUGACUCCAUACUUCUACUUCAUACCCCGAGCAGCUUUGGCAGCUGUCAUCAUAUGUGCAGUCUUACACAUGGUUGAUGUGGCCAUCAUUAAAAAUUUAUGGAAAACUAGCAGUAAGUCGUUUCUUUACUCCUAUUUAGCUUUUAUUUAUGAAGUACACUUCAAGUGCUAAAGGUCUGAAGUUUAGACAUGACGGAUAAAAAUAAAGAAAUUAAUAUUGAACUUGAAAGUGGAACGUUUAAAAACCGAUGGAAGUGAAAUACUCACCAAUCUCAAUCAGAUUGUACCUUUGAAUGAAAAGGCAAAAGAAUCUAUCUACCAUGCUCGGUUGACAAUCUUACAAGACGCGACGGAGCUUUUUAGAAUAUGCACUUGCAUCAAACUCUCUGAUUGGACAACUGUAUCCAUAAGAGGUGCUCUUUUUGCGUACCGUAUUUUCUAAGUAUUAAAAGAAAAGUAACUCUAAAAAAAUGGAGAAAGACACAAAAAGUCUUAUAUUUUAUUCAACACUCAUAUAGGUAUAUGUAUAAGAGCCCUUGUAUUCACAACAAAGAUUACAACGGACAAAUCCAGAAGUUUUACAAUGGUGCGUCGCGGUUUCUAAAUUAUUCCGUUGAGAUCCAAUUUAAUCGCUCAACGUUGUAAGCAGUUAUCUCUUUAACUGCUACGGAUUACGAGGCAGCUGUGAGUUAAUAAUUAAGUCAUUUAUCAAAUUUCGUGUUUCUAAGUUGACUGGAGAUUUAAAAAUUGGAUUUUUGUGAAGGGAUUGAAAAUUGUAAAUAUUUCGUUAAUUUGAAAGUAGUUGGUUUGAUAUGAUUUUCUUCUAAAGAUAAGCGGAUAAAUUAUAGUUAUUUUUAAUUGUUCCUUAUGCUGAAAGCUCGACAAAUAUAAUGUUCAGAAAAUGUUUCAAAUAAUUUAUUAUUAAUUAUCAUUAAAGUAGUAAUUAUGAGAAAACUACUAGUAUAUCAAAUACACAUUUAGAGUCUAUUUAUAAAAUUUUCUGGAUUUUAAACUCCAUCUUUUUCUCCUAAUGAUUAUAGUGAAAAUUUAUGAAAAUGCCAGUUACUUUGUACUUUUUACAUUUGGAAUGAUGUUUGGGUAUGUGUACUGUACUUGGGU
Diatraea saccharalis (sugarcane borer) is the source of this 2463-nucleotide messenger RNA. Lineage: Eukaryota; Metazoa; Arthropoda; Insecta; Lepidoptera; Crambidae. The record is from the annotation of a GenBank genome assembly.